Puma concolor (puma) is the source of this 1617-nucleotide messenger RNA. The record is from RefSeq and is a predicted model, not a curated record. NCBI's taxonomy places the organism in Eukaryota, Metazoa, Chordata, Mammalia, Carnivora, Felidae.
ACCAUGGCGAGCCCAGGGAAAGACAAUUAUCGAAUGAAGAGCUAUAAGAACAAUGCCCUAAACCCUGAGGAAAUGAGACGAAGAAGAGAGGAAGAGGGCAUUCAGCUCCGGAAGCAGAAACGGGAACAACAACUUUUUAAACGGAGAAAUGUGGAGCUGAUUAAUGAAGAAGCCGCCAUGUUUGACAGUCUCCUCAUGGACUCCUAUGUGAGCUCUACCACUGGGGUAAGGCCCUUACAUAGCGUGAUCACACGAGAGAUGGUGGAGAUGCUCUUUUCUGAUGAUUCUGACCUACAGUUAGCAACCACACAGAAAUUCCGGAAACUGCUCUCCAAAGAGCCUAGUCCGCCAAUAGAUGAAGUUAUCAACACUCCAGGAGUGGUGGAUCGGUUUGUAGAGUUUCUGAAGAGGAAUGAGAAUUGUACAUUACAGUUUGAAGCUGCCUGGGCUCUAACGAACAUUGCCUCUGGAACCUCUCAGCAGACCAAGAUUGUCAUUGAAGCAGGGGCCGUCCCCAUUUUUAUAGACCUGCUUAACUCAGACUUUGAGGAUGUACAGGAACAGGCAGUCUGGGCACUGGGAAACAUAGCUGGAGACAGCUCCGUUUGCCGAGAUUACGUCUUGAACUGUUCCAUCCUUAAUCCUUUGUUAACACUCCUUACGAAGUCCACAAGACUGACAAUGACACGGAAUGCAGUAUGGGCCCUGUCAAACCUCUGCCGAGGAAAGAACCCACCCCCCGAGUUUGCAAAGGUCUCCCCUUGUUUGCCUGUGCUGUCUCGCCUACUCUUCAGCAGUGACUCAGACUUGCUGGCAGAUGCUUGCUGGGCCCUUUCUUAUCUGUCCGAUGGCCCCAAUGAAAAGAUCCAGGCGGUCAUAGACUCUGGAGUCUGCCGAAGAUUGGUAGAGCUUCUAAUGCACAAUGAUUACAAAGUGGCCUCUCCUGCCCUGAGAGCAGUUGGUAACAUCGUCACUGGAGAUGACAUCCAAACCCAGGUCAUUCUUAACUGUUCAGCCCUCCCUUGCCUCCUCCACUUGCUGAGCAGCCCCAAGGAGUCAAUCCGGAAGGAAGCUUGCUGGACCAUUUCAAAUAUCACCGCUGGCAACAGGGCUCAAAUACAGGCUGUCAUAGAUGCAAAUAUCUUCCCUGUGUUGAUCGAAAUCCUUCAGAAAGCAGAGUUCCGUACAAGGAAAGAGGCAGCCUGGGCCAUCACCAAUGCCACAUCAGGAGGAACCCCUGAGCAGAUCAGGUACCUGGUCUCACUGGGCUGCAUCAAACCCCUGUGUGACUUGCUGACUGUGAUGGAUUCGAAGAUUGUGCAGGUGGCCCUCAAUGGGCUGGAGAACAUCCUUCGGCUUGGAGAGCAAGAGGGCAAGCGCAGUGGCUCAGGGGUCAACCCCUACUGUGGCCUCAUCGAGGAAGCCUAUGGCUUGGAUAAAAUUGAGUUUCUCCAGAGCCAUGAGAACCAGGAGAUCUACCAGAAGGCCUUCGACCUCAUUGAGCACUACUUUGGUGUAGAAGAUGAUGACAGCAGCCUGGCCCCCCAAGUGGAUGAGACACAACAGCAGUUCAUCUUCCAGCAGCCUGAGGCCCCCAUGGAGGGCUUCCAGCUAUAA